GCAUCAUGUCGUAUCGCAGACGUGGAACUACACGUUGUUCAUGAAUGCAUACACGGAUGCCGAGCGCAAAAAUCUGCUGACACCGGUCAUGGAUGUGGACCUCAAUCAGGAGGUUUGGAUCGAGCUGAGCACGGACGGACUGCAAGGGGGGGCGGUCAAACUGGUGACCGACUCCUGCUGGGUGACCAGUGAUCCUUUGCCCACGGCAGAUUUGAAGUACGACCUCAUCAUUGAUGGCUGCCCAGACCUCAAUGACGGUACCGUGGGAAUAGAGGGCAACGGGUUGGGAACGAGCAACUACUUCUGGUUCCGUAUGUUCCAGUUUGUGAGCAGCAGCGACUUCUACCUGCACUGCGAAGUGAACCUGUGUGUGGAACAGGACUGUUCCCCGGAUUGCAGUCAGCCUGGAGGCAGGAGACGCAGAGCCUUACAAGAAAGCAGAGGCGAGAGGCUGAGAGACAAAAGAAGCGGUGACUUCAUCUCGAUGGGGUGGAGCAAUUAGGUGACCCAGUUUCAGGCCAGUAUGACGGACUCGUGCUUGAAGUCAAGCAGGGUGUGAUAGCGUUACAUGGACAGAGCAGUGACAAAUCAGCCAUGUUUCUGCUGAUUGGGGACAAUGAUUUGAUUGAUUUAAAAAUGGAAGAGGGGUUUUUGAAUAUAUUAUGCAUACAAUGGAACCCGCUUAAACCGGUCCCGCUUAUGUCAAGUUCAGGGGUGUCCCUAAAAAU
Molecule: messenger RNA, 728 nt
Organism: Dunckerocampus dactyliophorus (ringed pipefish)
Lineage: Eukaryota; Metazoa; Chordata; Actinopteri; Syngnathiformes; Syngnathidae
Product: zona pellucida-like domain-containing protein 1
Exons: 4
Coding region: 41-502 (153 amino acids)
Biological process (GO): neutrophil migration
Cellular component (GO): apical plasma membrane; cell surface
Source: RefSeq, a predicted model, not a curated record